This is a messenger RNA of Mesocricetus auratus (golden hamster), 3485 nucleotides long. RefSeq names its product chromobox 7 (gene Cbx7). Gene Ontology annotation, biological process: negative regulation of transcription by RNA polymerase II. Lineage: Eukaryota; Metazoa; Chordata; Mammalia; Rodentia; Cricetidae. The record is from RefSeq and is a predicted model, not a curated record. Gene Ontology annotation, cellular component: PRC1 complex.
GCCCGUCCGCUGGCGCUGGGGAAAACGUUGCGCAGGUUCAAAAAUGGAACGUCGGCGGCGUGAGGGAGCGCUCGGGGGUGUGCGCGCGUGCGCGUGCGUGUCCGGCACAGCCUGACGGGGUCCCCGCCGACCCGAGCAUCGCGCGCAGCGGCAGCGGCCGCGGCCCCGCAGCUCCACCCCCGGACCCGGCCCGGCCCCCGGCCCAUCGCCCGCCGCCCCGCAUGGAGCUGUCAGCCAUAGGCGAGCAGGUGUUUGCGGUGGAGAGCAUCCGGAAGAAGCGCGUGCGGAAGGGCAAAGUCGAGUAUCUGGUGAAAUGGAAAGGAUGGCCCCCCAAGUACAGCACAUGGGAGCCAGAGGAGCAUAUCCUGGAUCCCCGCCUUGUCAUGGCCUACGAGGAGAAGGAGGAGCGAGACCGAGCAUCAGGGUAUAGGAAGAGAGGUCCGAAACCCAAACGGCUUCUGCAGCAGCGGCUGUACUGCAUGGACUCCCACAAAGCCAAGGGCAAGGAGGAGCUCUGCUUCUCUUUGACACGCCCACUCGGCAGUGGGAGCCCCGAGGGGGUGGUCAAGGCGGGGGCAGCUGAGCUGGUGGACAAGGGCCCCUUGGUGCCUACCCUGCCCUUCCGGCUCCGUGAGCCACUCAAGGCCCACAAGUACCUGCGGCUCUCACUCAAGAAGUUCCCGCCACGCAGCGGGCCCCACCUGGAGAGUCACAGCCAUCCACGGGAGCUCUCCCUGCAGGAGCCACCAGCCCCAGAUGCCCUGCAGGCCUCCGGCGCCUGGGAGCCUAUGGAACAACCCCCUGAGGAGGAAGAGGAGGAGGAGGAGGAGGAGGCAGAAGCAGACCAGGCCAGUGGGCCCCCUCCCUGGACACCCACACUCCCCUCAAGUGAAGUGACCGUUACUGACAUCACCGCCAACUCCGUCACUGUCACCUUCCGUGAGGCUCAGGCCGCCGAGGGCUUCUUCCGAGACCGAAGUGGGAAGCUGUAAACAGCGGCUUCCCCUCUUAAACUGUGUCCCUUGGGGCUUGGGGGAGGAAUUCCAGAGACAGGAGUGGCUGGGAGCAGGGCAAAUAUUUUAUUGCAUGGGGAAGACCCCACCCCCUGCCCUUGCCCCGUGAGGUUGUUUACAGAGGGGCCUCUGGGACAGGGAGGGAAGGCAGUGUUGCCUGGGUCUCAGCUCCAGGGCAGAUGGGGAUGGGCUCCCCUGCCCAGUGCACCUCUGUCAUUAUCUUGCAGAGGCAGAUCCUAGGAGUCUCGGAGCCCAGGAGGUCCAGAUCUUGCCUUGAGCAUCACCCCAGCGCUCUGGUGGGGUCCUCUCCCUGUUCCUUAGCUUGGGUCUUGACUAUGAACUUUCUACUUCAGCUUUGUGGUGGGACAUGGAGGCUGGCUUUGGCCAUCAGGGACAGGAUCAGGACAGAGGGUGUGGCCUGGACCAGAGAAGAGGCUGCCUACUAAGCCUGCUCUGAACAUGCUGUCCCCUCCAUCACUGACCUGUGGAGACGCCCGUGAACACAUCGAGCCACCCCAGUGUGGACACACUGCGUGUGUGUUCCCCUGCCCACAUGGACCUUGCACACCUUUAGAGACUGACCAGGUGAACGUGGAGUAAUUCACAGCACAAAUGACCUUGCCACAGCAACUUCUCUCCACCUUGCACAUCUGCCAUGUGACAAGAUCGGUCUGUGUGGCACAAUCAGACAGCUGGGGCCCAGCCUGGGCCUGGUGGCAUGUGAUCUCCAGCCGCCAUAGGACCAGGCUUGAGGUGUGCAAGGUGUAAACACUUCUACCCAGUACCGACCGCAGACACUUGGCCCUCCCUCCCCUUCUCCCACAGGAGUUCAUCUUCUUUCUGACUCAGGUGACUUCAGCCCUUCCAGCGCCCCUCCCCCCUUCCCUGCCCUCUCCUGCAGCUGAGCUGAUCUGGGUAUCCAUGGAUGCCAGCGGGUGUGGGGCAGUCAUGGAGGGGGGUGUCCCCUCUCUUUCUCAGGGCAGUCCUUGUCUUCUGUGUUCCCUCCCCACCCACCCGAAUGACACAGCUAAGGGUGCCCCUCAUACCUGCUGGGGAUUGAACUCUGAUAUAUGUUGAGUCAGGCUGCACUGAAACCUAUGUUCCUGGUGAGGGGAAGUUUGCUAGUUUGCACAGGUGCCCUCUAGGCUAAUACCUUCUUACCGGAUGAGGGACAGCUCCCUUGUCAAGGUCGCAUUGCUCUCUCACCCCCUGCUACCACAGGCAUCUGUGUGGCUGGGUCCCAUCACUCCCCAAUUCUGUUUUUAGGAGGCCAGCAGAGUUUGCAUGAGCAAGGGUAAGGUGGCUCCUAGACUCUCCCAUUCCCAAACCAAAGAGCCUGUACCCUGUGUCUUUCUGGGAUUUGUCCUCAAGCUUCUCAAGUCCCUGGUCUCUUCCUCCUCCUUAAUUCUCAGUAGUCCAGGGUUAACUCAGUGCUUCCAUUGGGGGCAGUCUCCUGAAUCUAGGGAAUGUUGGGGUAGGGUAGGGUAGGGCAGGGCAGGGAGAGUCAGGAGGAGUCCCAGCUCCUGGCAGAGAAGGUGAGGGUGGGUGGCUGAAAGUUUACUUUGCAGUUGGGUUUGCUAGCCCAUGUACUGGGGGCAGCCUCCAGUGGGUGUCAUGCUCCCAUCCCUAGUGGCAUGAGAAUAAAUGCCUGUCCAACUUGGAUCAUGAGGCCGUGGGGGUGGGGAAAAGGGGGCUUUCCGCACAGCUGUCUUCUGCCUUUAGCAGCAGGCAGUGUCCUUGUCUCUCAUGUGACCCUUUAUGACACCUACUAGCUUGGGGAGAUUGUGGCCUAAGCUGGGGAUCCCUGUGGGCAGUCAUGUGGACUGGCUUCCUAGAGAGAAUGGCUGCAGGCUUUGCGAGGUUGCACGGCUUCUCCCAGCCUGAAGCUAAGUGGACAGAACCCCCCUAUACACACUAACCCCCUACAAGGCCAGUACUAGACUGAGGAGUGGUGGCUACCUGCCCAUCCUUCCCUUGGCCCUACCCAUUUGAAUGUAGAGGUUGGGUGAUACUUUUCCUCACUGUGGGUUGGGAUAAAGAUGUACCUCAACCUCUGGUGUGGACACUCGAAGUGCCACAGUUGAGCCCGUUUGGGCUGUGUGUUUAUCAUCUGGUAAGAUGGUGAUCUCAUUGCCAAGUUCCUCCUGCCUCCUGCCCACUGGGGAAGGAGCUCAGUGUCAGUGAGGUGAUAGAGGUUUUUGCUUUAAGUGGCAAGCCAGACCUGGCUGCCAGGUCUCAGCACAAGACCGCUUCCUUUGCACAGAGUGAGCUUCAAGCUUUGCUCAGACUACGUGAAUGUAUCGGGAGGGGUUGGGAGGGGCUCAGGCCUUCCCCUGGGACUUGUGCUGGAGAGAGGCAGCAGGUGCAGAGUGUGGUUUUAUUUUUGUACUGAUGGGUAAGAGACUGUAUAGCAUCUAUUUAUUUAGCUGAUUUAUCUGGUAGAUUAGGUAAAAAUAAAAUACAUUAAGAUCA